AUGAAGAUUGCAUUUUUUGUAGUAGACACCACUUCUACCACUUACAAUGCAUUGCUUGGCAGGGACUGGAUCCACCAAAGUCUAUGUGUUCCUUCCACUCUGCAUCAGCCAUUAGCCCUUUGGAAUGAAGAAGGAUUCAUGGAGAUAGUAGAGGCCGAUCCACGGCCAUUUCUGCCCUUUGCCAUGUGUUUUGAGGCAAGGUAUUACCAUGAUGACCUUGGUCCUUUCGCAUUCUUUGGAGUCAACCAGAACGGCCGCCCCUAUGAUGUCACGGCCCAAAGACUCAUUGAAGAUGGUCUAGCCAGUUCUCUAGAGGACUGGAAUAGACCUUUUGUUCUAAACCUCCAGAACUCUGAUGUUUAG
Prunus armeniaca (apricot) is the source of this 363-nucleotide messenger RNA. The record is from the annotation of a GenBank genome assembly. Lineage: Eukaryota; Viridiplantae; Streptophyta; Magnoliopsida; Rosales; Rosaceae.